AGAACUUCCGUCCCACAGUGGGGUCAAACUUUCAGGUGGGCUGCCGCUGAAUGUUGCUGUUGGGAUCCAGACUCACAACUAUCACGGAAGGAGCUCCAUAUUUUAGCACUUCAACAAAGAAAUGCAGGUCUAGAAAGCCAUCGCAUAAACAACACGGGUUUUGGAGCAGCUUACUGGACUUUAUCGAACGCCGAUGGACUAGGCAAGACCGCACUGAUAAAUAAACUCAACUCAUGACGCGGUAGCAUAAUGGAGAACCUCACCAUUUCCGACCCUCCCCCUCCUGCCAUGCAACAUGGUGGCCCCGGGGGGAUGCCGCCUGCUCUCGGUCGUCCCCCGCCGCCACCUCAGCAACUCCCCGCGCAGAUGUUUACGACUGCCGCCCAACUCUUAGACCUUACCGACAAAAAGCUGAUGGUAGCACUGCGUGACGGACGGAAGCUUGUGGGAAUCCUGCGCAGCUGGGAUCAGUUUGCAAACUUGGUGUUGCAGUCCACCAAGGAGAGGAUUUUUGUCGCACCCGAAACGGCGCCAGACCAGCCCCGGGGUCUCUACGCAGACAUCGACCGGGGCCUGUUUCUCGUGCGUGGAGAGAACGUGUUGCUACUGGGCGAGAUCGACCUCGACAAAGAGGACGACGCUCCCCCGGGGUACGACCUGGCCGAUAUUGAACUUGUCCAGAAUCUUGCGAAGCAGCGGAAGCAGCAGGACAAGGUCAAGGAGAAGACGAAGGUGAAAAUGCUCGCUAAGGAGGGGUUUGAAGGGGAAAAUCUGGGCGAGAUCCUGCUCUAACGGUGGGAGACGUCGACUCGACAGGGAGAACAGUGGUUUGGAGGCAGAAUAUUGUGAAAUGCUUUCCAUCCACUCCAUGGCCAAGAGCCACAAGGCCUCAUAGAAACGAGCGCCGAAAGCCUAUGAUAGUGACGAGCCAGGAUGGAAAUUACGAC
Molecule: messenger RNA, 947 nt
Organism: Chaetomium fimeti
Lineage: Eukaryota; Fungi; Ascomycota; Sordariomycetes; Sordariales; Chaetomiaceae
Exons: 3
Coding region: 250-792 (180 amino acids)
Biological process (GO): deadenylation-dependent decapping of nuclear-transcribed mRNA
Cellular component (GO): Lsm1-7-Pat1 complex; P-body
Molecular function (GO): RNA cap binding
Source: RefSeq, a predicted model, not a curated record